Molecule: messenger RNA, 893 nt
Organism: Alnus glutinosa
Lineage: Eukaryota; Viridiplantae; Streptophyta; Magnoliopsida; Fagales; Betulaceae
Exons: 4
Coding region: 127-600 (157 amino acids)
Cellular component (GO): cytoplasm
Molecular function (GO): mRNA binding
Source: RefSeq, a predicted model, not a curated record
CCAUUUAUUCCCUUUAUCUCUUGCCUAAUCUCCUAUAUAAAUACCCCCAUAUUCAUACAUUCCUUCACCAACCCCAUUCUUCACCUUCUCAUAAUAUUUCAACUCACAUUUUCUUUAUCAGAAAAGAUGAGCAGGCCAGGAGAUUGGAGCUGCAGGUCAUGCCAGCACCUCAACUUCCAGAGGCGUGACUCGUGCCAACGUUGCGGGGAUCCUAAGUCCGGUGACAGAGGUGACUUUGGGGGCUUUGGUGGGAGAGGUGGAUCGUCGACCUACGGAUCAUUCACGGGGUCGGACGUCCGCCCGGGCGACUGGUACUGCGCCGCAGGAAACUGUGGGGCCCACAACUUUGCUAGCCGUUCCAGCUGCUUCAAGUGUGGUGCGUUUAAGGAUGACUUAGCUGGGGGCUACGACAGUACUAGUGACAUUUCACGCUCCAGAGGUUUUGGUGUCAGUGCCGGUGGAAAUGGUGGUGGUGGUGGUGGUAGCCGACCUGGAUGGAAAUCUGGUGAUUGGAUUUGCACCAGGUCGGGAUGCAACGAACACAACUUCGCCAGCAGAAUGGAAUGUUUCAGAUGCAAUGCCCCGAGGGACUCCUACUAAAUUACCGUCUUAUCCAAUUUUGGGCAAGAGAGAGCGUGCGUAUCACUAGUUUUCCUGCUUCAUUAUUUCUUUGGACUGCGAGGGGGUUCUUGUGCUUCACAUGGAGGCUGGGAGUGUUUUGAGCUAUAUAUAUAUAUAAUUAUAUAUCUACCAUAUCUUUUGUGUUUAUUUAUUGUAUGGUCACCGUUUUUGUUUUUGUUUUUGUUUUUUCUUUUUCUUUUUUCCUUUUACUAUGGAAUUUAUUUCUAUCUCUUUUAAUUUCAUGAGUGGAAAAUGAUGCACAACUUCAUAAA